AUGUCGCUCAUCCAAUCCUUCCGCAACCUCUCGCGCCGCACCCGCAUCGGCGUCGGCGUCGGCCUGCUCGCCUGGGGCGUAAUCGGCCUGCAGCUCGCCGACCGCGCCGAGGAGCGGUACGGGUUCACGCCCACCGAGGCCGACAGGGAGGCCCUCAGCAAGAUGGCGCCCAAGAUCACCACCGUCGAGAGGAAUCAGGACCGGUGA
Anthostomella pinea is the source of this 207-nucleotide messenger RNA. The record is from the annotation of a GenBank genome assembly. Lineage: Eukaryota; Fungi; Ascomycota; Sordariomycetes; Xylariales; Xylariaceae.